UUGGCUGUGAGUUAUAAUUUGGCACAUCAUGAAUUUAGGCGACGAAAACCUUAAAUGCAUUCGCGUACUGGGUCAAGGAUCAUUUGGCCGUGCCUUCCUAUGCAUUUUACGGGAAGGACGGCAUGAGCGCAAGGUUUGUGUGAAGCGUAUCAUUGUGCGUAAUCCCAAAGUUGAGAUGGCGCUUAUCAAAGAAGAGAUUUAUAUCAUUUCACAGCUACGGCAUCCGCACAUUGUGCAAUUCAUACGCUCCUUCAUGCACGCUGGCACUGUAAACAUUGUAAUGGAAUAUGUGCCGAACGGCACAAUUCGCGACGUUAUACAAAGUGCGCCUGGAAACGUAGACAAAAAACGCCUAUUAAAAUACUUUUGUGACAUGAUCAUAGGCCUGGAAUAUCUGCAUAUACGUCAUGUAAUUCAUCGCGACAUAAAGCCAGAAAAUAUGCUGCUCGAUGAAAACGAUCGUGUGAAGUUCGCCGAUUUUGGCAUAUCAGCUGUCCAUGUACCGUCCAAGAAGCAUCAGCCAUUGGGCACGCCGCUCUACAUGGCGCCCGAGAUCAUGUGUGGCGGCAAAAUUGAUUUUAAAUCGGACAUCUGGUCACUGGGGUUGGUGUUGUAUGAAUUAUGUGUGGGUCGCAAUCCAUUUGUGACGUUGCUCUCGGACGGCGCCAAAUCCUUUGAGCAUGUGCACAAAGUUGUGCGUCUGCUGACGAAGCCCAAUCUUAACUGUCAGCUAAUGCUUCAACGUUACGAUCCCGUUUGGGCUCGCAUCUGUCAGCUAAUGGUGGUGUACGAGCAGGAGCGCCGCAUUUGUCUGCCGGAUUUGCUGUGCCAGGAUCCAUGCAUUACUCUAGCCGUUUACGAGCAGUAUUUCAAUUAUAAGUAAGAUUUCAACGGCUGGUCCUUGACAUUAGCGACAUAAAAUUUACCAACUGUUUGUGUUCUUUAUGUGGAUGGACUAUAGUGCAUCCAAGAGUCAAUGUGAAAAAUUUGUAGCAUGUGAUUACGUAAAAAUGUAUGUUCGUGGUGCUUGUGUGCUCCAAGAUAAUCUUAAGUUAAUCAAACAUUUUUAUGUACCUUUUUUUUUA
Messenger RNA from Scaptodrosophila lebanonensis, 1085 nucleotides. It is a transcript of the gene png, whose product is annotated as CBL-interacting protein kinase 25. The coding region runs from base 29 to 883 and encodes 284 amino acids. Gene Ontology annotation, cellular component: cytoplasm. The record is from RefSeq and is a predicted model, not a curated record. The transcript has 2 exons. NCBI's taxonomy places the organism in Eukaryota, Metazoa, Arthropoda, Insecta, Diptera, Drosophilidae. Gene Ontology annotation, biological process: protein phosphorylation. Gene Ontology annotation, molecular function: protein serine/threonine kinase activity; ATP binding.